AGUUGAGUCAAUGCGUUGAGACUUGCGUAUAAAUUGCAUCGGCGUCUAAUUGGCUGAGCGUUUCAGGUUGUUCUCGACUUUCCAGCAGGUAGUGCUUGAGUUGUGUCACCUGACUCUUAUUUCAGUAAUAAGAAACCAUGGCAGCAACUAAAGAUGCUGGUUCUCUGGAGAAGUCUGAGGACACUGUGGACGCCUGCAAACUACCCAAUUUUUUGAAAUAUACUUCAAAAAGGACGAAUCCAUCGGAUGGCAGUAAUAAAGCUGAGGAAACAGACUCUGUUCCCAUCAGCAAAGCGUCAGCCCACAACCCAUAUCAGUACAGGAUGGACUACCCAAACAUGGGAAUCUGCCUGAUUAUCAACAAUAAGAACUUCUACAAAAGCACAAGGAGGAGCACUCGUGACGGGACCGACGUCGACGCCGCUUUUGCCGAGAAGACUUUUGAGGAACUGGGUUACACCAUUAAAGUGGCCACUGAUCAGACUGCAAAGCAGAUGAUGAGUCUCAUGUUAAGAGUAUCCCAAGAGGACCACAGCUGCAAUGCAUCGUUUGUGUGUGUCUUGCUAAGUCAUGGUGACGAGGGUGUGAUUUCUGGAACUGAUCGAGAUGUAAUGCUUGAAAAUUUGGCAGAACCUUUCAAAGGACAUCGUUGCAAGACUCUGGUGGGAAAACCAAAGCUCUUCUUUAUACAGGCAUGCCGUGGCAAGAAAACGGAUUCGGGGACGGGCCUCCAAGCCGACAGUGUUGAGGAGCAAAGAUCGGGGAAGAUUCCUGUGGAGGCUGACUUCUUGUAUGCCUAUUCCACAGCUCCAGGCUAUUUCGCUUGGAGGAACCAGCAAAACGGUUCCUGGUUCAUGCAGGCAUUGUGCGAGAUGUUGCAGCGAUUCAAAGGCGAGUUGGAACUGAUGCACAUCAUGACUCGGGUCAACUACAAGGUGGCAACGCACUUCGAAUCCAACUCCGAUCAUCUGGGCUUCACUGGCAAGAAGCAGAUUCCCUGCAUUGUCUCCAUGUUAACCAAAGACGUUUACUUCCCUAAAUAAACCGAUCGUGACAGUGUAGCACAAUCAACGUGCUUCUACAUUUUAAACUAUUCGGUUGUAGUAAUGUUUUUACUUACAUUUCCAUUUUACUUGCUUUUUGGUGUUUUGAACAUUUCACAACACCGUUUUAAAGAUUUAGGAGUACUGACAGUACAUUAAGUCAUGGGGGUGGGGACAAUGUCUAAUUUGUUAAAAAAUAUAAAAUUAAACACUUUUUUAACUUCUGGGUGUAUCUAAGAAGAGACUUUGCCGUUUGCACACUAAAGUGUUGCAUUGUUAACGAACACCAUUGUGGUGUUAGGUGUUUGUACUGCUGUUUUAUUCUGAAGGGCCAAACAGGAAGUUGGGGAUGGGGGUGUUCUAGGGAUCGGGAAUGGCUGUGAGUUGAGAAGAAUAUGAGACGCAAAUAAAGACCGUCUAGUUGCUCUACAAAGUGUUGUUUGAAUCCUUACGCCCGCAACGCGACAUGGUGUCAGAAGUGGAUCAACUGUAAGAACUUACUCGCCGGGGAUUGAGAGUAGGUCGUGCUGGAAGAAAAAGUAGCCCUCGCCACACACAGAAAGAUGUCGGAGGAUAACGCAGGAGUUAACGUGGGGACUCCACCGCACCAGCAACAGGCUAAUCCGCCCCCGAAUGCCACAUUCACCAUUCAGCCUCCUGAAGCAUUUGAUUUUUCAAGGCCAUAGCAAUGGGAGAAGUGGAUACGGAGGUUUGAAAGAUUCCGACUUGCUAGCAACCUGCACCUUAGUUCGGAAGCUAAUCAAGUGAACACGCUCAUCUACUGCAUGGGGGAUGAAGCAGACGACAUACUUCGAGGUCAAGCUUUAUCGGACGCGCAGAGGCAUCAGUACCAAGCAGUAAGAGACACUUUAGACAUAUAUUUUGUGCCCAGAAAAAACAUAAUUUACGAGAGGUCUAGAUUUAACCAAAGAGUACAGCAAGUUACUGAGACUGUAGACUCAUUUGUCACUGCCCUGUACGCGUUGGCCGAAAACUGUAACUACGGAGCCUUGCACGAUGAGUUAAUAAGAGAUCGUCUCGUCGUGGGACUGAGAGACACCAGUUUAGCUGAGAGACUCCAAAUGGACAAAGAUUUGACGCUGGAAAAAGCCGUGAACCAAGCUCGGCAGUCAGAAGUCAUUAAAAGGCAGCAAACCGAUAUAAGAGGGGGAAGGAAAGCGGACCUAGAUGCAGUGUCAGUGAAAUACAAGAGAGAAAAGCAUUCUACACAAAAUGGCUAAAUCACCAAAUGAGGGUCAGUGCUACAGAUGUGGUAGAAGCCCAGCACAUGGCAAAGGACAGUGCCCAGCGAAAGAUGUAACCUGUCAUACAUGCAGUAAAAGAGGACAUUACAGUAAAGUAUGCAAAUCUGUUAAAAAUAUACAUAUGAUUGAAACAGAGAAAUGUAAUGAGACACCUAUAUUCCUUGGUUCAGUACAUGCAGGUUCAGAUCCUUGGUAUGCAGACAUAACCAUCAGAAACCACAAAGUCAGAUUUAAAAUAGACACUGGAGCUGAUGUUUCUGUUAUCCCAGCCCAGAUGUACUUUUGUAUAAACCAAAAUGAAACAGAGCUUUGUAAACCAGAUAGACCGUUGAUUGGACCAGGUGGCACUCCACUCAAUGUUUUAGGUAUGUGCAAAGAAACACUGUGUAAAGGUGAACAAAAGAUUCAGGAAAAUGUGUAUGUUAUCAGAGACUUACACAUGGCACUGUUAAGUAGGCCAGCAAGUGUCAAACUAAACCUUGUGUCUAGAGCAGAUAGCAUAGACAUUAAAAUGUUGAGUGAGAACUACCCUAAGUUAUGUCAAGGGUUGGGUUUAAUGCAGCAACCUUAUACUAUAAAGUUGAAACCUGAUGCUGUGCCUUUUUCCCUUUCCACACCAAGACGCGUUCCCAUUCCUUUGUUGGGAAAAGUUAAAGAGGAACUGGAAAGAAUGGAGUCAAUAGGGGUGAUCAGCAGAGUUGAAGAGCCAACUGAAUGGUGCUCAGGUAUGGUCCCAGUGCCUACUAAGAGUGACUCAGUGCGCAUAUGUGUCGAUCUCACCCACCUCAACAAAGCAGUGUGCAGAGAAAAGUACAUCCUGCCUUCAAUUGAACAGACACUUGGAUCCCUGACUGGAGCAAAAGUCUUCAGCAAGCUAGAUGCAAACAGAGGCUUCUGGCAGGUUCCAUUGGCACCAGAGUCAGCACACUACACAACAUUCAUUACCCCAUUCGGACGCUUCCAUUUUAACAGACUUCCGUUUGGAAUUGCCUCAGCCCCGGAGCAUUUUCAGCGGAGAUUGUCAAUGAUUCUCAAUGGGCUGCCUGGCGUGGUUUGUCACAUGGAUGACAUCCUCAUCUGGGGGAAGGACCAACCGGAACACAACGCCAGACUUCACACAGUGCUAAACAAACUUCAAGCGGCCGGUGUCACGCUAAACAUGGACAAGUGUGAACUGAGCAUGCAACAGGUGAAGUUCCUGGGACACAUUUUGUGCGCUGAGGGGGUCAGACCAGACCCGGACAAAAUAAGAGCUGUGAAAGCAAUGAAGGAGCCGUCAAAUGUCAGUGAAGUGCGCAGCUUUCUUGGAAUGGUUAACCAGUUGGGAAAAUUUAUCUCUGGUCUGGCUGAAAAAGACAAGCCCCUGAGAGACCUGCUGUCAAAGAAAAACCAGUGGGUUUGGAGCUAUGCGCAGCAGAACGCUUUUGAUCAGUUGAAAAACGAGCUGGCAUCCACUCCCGUUCUCACACUCUAUGACCCGAACAAAGACUUGAAAUUGUCAGCAGAUGCCUCAUCUUAUGGACUUGGAGCAGUCCUAUUCCAAAAGGAGAGUGAGGAGUGGAGACCAGUAGCAUAUGCUUCACGUUCCUUAACAGAGACGGAGCAGAGAUAUGCACAGGUGGAAAAAGAAGCGCUUGGAUUAACGUGGGGAUGCGAAAGAUUCAGAGACUUUCUCAUCGGGAGACAUUUUUCCCUAGAGACUGACCACAAGCCACUUGUCAGCCUGUUGGGACAACAAGCACUAACAAACUUCCACCCAGGAUUCAACGGUUCAGACUACGGCUCAUGAGGUACAGUUACUCUAUCUCACACACCCCAGGAAAAGUACUUCUCACUGCGGAUACACUGUCACGCGCACCUGUCAAUCAAGAGACAGACUCUAAAGCUACGGAGGAACUACUAAAUGAUACAAACAUCUAUGUGAACGAAAUAGUCAAAAACCUACCUGCUAGCUCGACAUAUAUCACACAAUUAAAAGAAGAGCAAAAAAAAUGACAGUGUAUGUUCGGAACUCAUGUCAUUUUGCCAGAGAGGCUGGCCAGACUACAGCCGUCUCAUAGGUCCAAUCAAAGGAUAUUGGCCACACAGAGACACAUUAACAGUCCAUGACGAACUGUUACUGAAAGGCACCAGACUUGUUAUUCCUACCACUAUGCGCAACAAAGUCCUUGUAGCUCUUCAUGAGGGACAUCAGGGCAUGUCAAGGUGCAGACAGAGAGCGAAAGAGGCAGUGUGGUGGCCUGGUUUGAGUAGCCAAAUAAAUGAGCUUGUGAAAAACUGCACCACAUGCAUUAAAGAACGUGUCAAUCCAGUGGAGCCUUUUAUGCCCAGCGAGCUUCCAGAGAGACCAUGGCAAAAAGUAGGUGCAGAUCUUUUUACACUCAACAACAGCAACUACGUACUUCUGGUGGACUACUAUUCCAGAUUCGUGGAGAUAGCUAAACUGACACCCACUAGAUCAGAGGACGUUAUAGUACACCUAAAGUCAAUUUUUUCCAGACAUGGUAUUCCGGAAUUCUUCUACAGUGACAACGGACCUCAGUUCUCUAGCCAACAGUUCAAAGAUUUUGCUGCAGCCUACGGUUUCAGACAUGUAACCAGCAGUCCAAGGUUUGCACAAAGCAAUGGUGAAGCUGAGCGUCAUGUCCAAACUGUAAAGGGACUACUCAAGAAGGCAAAAGACCCGUAUCUUGCACUUUUAGCUUACAGAGCGACCCCUUUGGCUAAUGGAUAUAGCCCAGCUCAACUUCUAAUGGGAAGAAGACUUCACACUCCAGUGCCCCAGCUCCCUUCGUUACUUGUUCCCAGACUACCGAACAAGGGCUUUGUGGCGUCAAGGGAAGGGGAGAUGAAGUUAAAGUACAGUGAGGGGUACAACAGGAGACAUCGUGUGAGAGAUCUUCCUCAACUGUCACCAGGACAACCUGUAUGGAUCACGGACACUAAGAGUGAAGGGACUGUCAUUUCUUCUCACUCAGCACCCCGCUCUUACCUGGUUGAAAGUCCUUCCGGAGCCAUCAGGAGGAAUAGACAUCAUCUACUGCCAAUGCCGGAAUCUACACCAAAGAUGGCAAUCCCAAGUACUCCUAUCAGUCCAACAGAGGAUACCUUACCAACACCAAACAUAAGUGAGUCCCCUGUCCAAACUCCAAAGGCAACAAGUCCUGUCAGAACAAGGUUUGGCCGUGUUGUCACAAGGCCACAAAAACUGGAUUUAUAAGCAUGUAUGUAAGAAAACAAAAAGGAAAUGUUUAAGAGUGGUGUGAUAAGAAGAGAAAAGUUUUUCCUUCAUGCAGAAUUAGUACGUCUUCAUGUUUGCAAAGAAAGGGGGAUGUGGUGUUAGGUGUUUGUACUGCUGUUUUAUUCUGAAGGGCCAAACAGGAAGUUGGGGAUGGGGGUGUUCUAGGGAUGGGGAAUGGCUGCGAGUUGAGAAGAAUAUGAGACGCAAAUAAAGACCGUCUAGUUGCUCUACAAAGUGUUGUUUGAAUCCUUACGCCCGAAACGCGACAACCAUAACGUAUUCUUUAAUUUCAUUUGUUUAGAUUGGGAAACCUGCCAGUUGAAAAUUUGAUUUCCCAGACAAAUUGGGCGGCAUGUACUCCAAAAAUAAAAACAUGGAAAAAUAA
Molecule: messenger RNA, 5934 nt
Organism: Syngnathus typhle (broad-nosed pipefish)
Lineage: Eukaryota; Metazoa; Chordata; Actinopteri; Syngnathiformes; Syngnathidae
Product: caspase-3-like
Exons: 7
Coding region: 138-1043 (301 amino acids)
Biological process (GO): proteolysis
Molecular function (GO): cysteine-type endopeptidase activity
Source: RefSeq, a predicted model, not a curated record